Molecule: messenger RNA, 472 nt
Organism: Oncorhynchus masou masou (cherry salmon)
Lineage: Eukaryota; Metazoa; Chordata; Actinopteri; Salmoniformes; Salmonidae
Gene: rpl39
Product: ribosomal protein L39
Exons: 3
Coding region: 103-258 (51 amino acids)
Biological process (GO): translation
Cellular component (GO): cytosolic large ribosomal subunit; ribosome
Molecular function (GO): structural constituent of ribosome
Source: RefSeq, a predicted model, not a curated record
UUUUCUCCACUCUUGAUUGGUUCGGAUUGCAUACAUCACCACCGCUUCCCCUCUUGCUUUCUCUUCGGCCUCCGCCAUUGUGGUGUAAGGACUGUACACGAAAUGUCGUCCCACAAGACUUUCAGGAUCAAACGCUUUCUCGCCAAGAAGCAGAAGCAGAACAGGCCAAUUCCACAGUGGAUUAGAAUGAAGACUGGCAACAAGAUCAGGUACAACUCCAAGAGGAGACACUGGAGGAGGACCAAGUUGGGCUUGUAAAUGCACAGGUCUUCAGAUCUCCAGCAUCUUCCACCUGCUGGGCCCUGAUCUGGAGGGGAAGCCAUACUAUCUGGAACAGUGGUCUUUUUGUACAGAUACUGUGGUUAUGCUUGUGUUUGACAAUUAAAGAUUUGUGAUAAAUUAGAUUGUUGUGCCAUGUGAGUUUUCAAAACUCAAUAAAUCAGUGUUUCCCAAACUGUCCUGCAGACCCCAA